Molecule: messenger RNA, 846 nt
Organism: Quercus lobata
Lineage: Eukaryota; Viridiplantae; Streptophyta; Magnoliopsida; Fagales; Fagaceae
Product: RNA-binding (RRM/RBD/RNP motifs) family protein
Exons: 1
Coding region: 85-459 (124 amino acids)
Cellular component (GO): nucleus; cytoplasm
Molecular function (GO): mRNA binding
Source: RefSeq, a predicted model, not a curated record
AAAAAUCCAAAUCCUACAAUCUCUUCUCCACUCGCUGAGUCUUCAGCCAGAGAAGGCCGAAAACGAAAAACCAAGCAACCAACAAUGGCGAGCAUAAGCCUUCGCAAGGGAAACACGCGGCUACCACCGGAGGUGAACCGCGUGCUCUACGUUCGGAACCUGCCGUUCAACAUAUCGAGCGAAGAGAUGUACGACAUAUUCGGCAAGUACGGCGCCAUUCGGCAGAUCCGAGUCGGCACCAGCAAGGACACUCGCGGCACCGCCUUCGUCGUCUACGAGGACAUCUACGACGCCAAGACCGCCGUCGAUCACCUCUCCGGCUUCAACGUCGCCAACCGCUACCUCAUCGUGCUGUACUACCAGCAAGCCAAGAUGAGCAAGAAGUUCGAUCACAAGAAGAAGGAGGACGAGAUUACCAAGCUUCAGGAAAAGUAUGGUGUCUCCACCAAAGAUAAGUAGUACUUUGUACCCUUAUACGCUGUCUUAUUUUCUGGAAAAAUUGAAAUCUAGGGUUUUUGUUUCUUGUAUGUGGACACUGAAUUGAAAUUUUAGGGUUUUUGUUUAUUGCAUGUGGAUGUGUUUCGUAUUUCAAAUUCGUGGGAUUGAUUGUUGAUUAUAUGUCUUUCAUUUUUAACUCUGUAGAAUUAGGGUUUUGUUUUGGGUUAAAUUUUAUUUGGGAAAGUUUAGUAGUGAAGUUUUAUGUGGUGGAAUUAGUUAAGUGGAAGAUAUUAUUAGAUUAAUGGGAUUUUAUUUUAUGGGGAAUGGUUUUGUGAUGUGGGUAUGACUUACUUUUUCUAUGUGUACUGAAAAAUUGAAUCUUUUUAAGCUACAAUGUGCAUAAGAAAA